CUGUGCUGAAUUACCUAUGACCUGCCACUGGGUGUAGGAACUGUCCUAUGAGGAACAGGCUGAUCAGCACUAAGGACAGAGGGAAACCCAUUAGCUUCCUGACAACAACAAUAUGAGGAUUUCAAAGCGCUGUGGCUCCAACAGGUAUGUAUUAUUAGCUGAUUCACCCUAUUUAUUAAUAACCGGUAGCUAUAUGAAGACACUUGAUAUUGGAAACCCUGUUUUACAGAGUUCCAACUGCGUGCCUGAUCACUCAUUCAGUUGUUACUCAGUUAUUAUUAGGCAACUCUGUGUGCUUGCAUGUACCUGUGUCAGGAAUGAGCUCAUGGUCAUUUUAUCAUGCAGCCACAAAUUUGUUUAGAAAUUAUAGCUUAAUUUCCCUACCUGGCUCAGAAGAACACUGUAAAUAACUUGUCCUAGAGGCAUUAUGUCAUGUAUGAUAUUAUAUUACAUUUACAUUUUAGUCAUUUAGCAGACGCUCUUAUCCAGAGCGACUUACAGGAGCAAUUAGGGUUAAGUGCCUUGCUUAAGGGCACAUCGACAGAUUUUUCACCUAGUCGGCUCGGGGAUUAGAACCAGCGACCUUUCGGUUACUGGCACAAUGCGCUUACCCACUAAGCUACCUGCCGACCCCAUAUAAAGAAGCAUUGUACUUGAUGGACAAAGUAACAGUGAACAUAUUGUUCUUGCAGACGUUUCUUGGUGCCCUUGAUGGUACUUGGGUUAAUGAUCUCACUGGCAGUUGUAACCCUUCAUUGGUUUGAUACUGACUCACAGAUGCCUUUGGCAUGCCACGUGGAUCCCAACCACCGAAAGGUAAGGCCCUUAAUCUAUGUUUUAACCAUUCUGCAUUGCCUUUAAAUUUUAUUAGAGGGGCAAUCUGUAGUUAAAAUAAUAACAACACUGAGGGAUGGGGCUGGAGAAAUGUAACCACUCUCAAAUUCAUAGGCAGGCUAUGGUUGCAAGGACUAACCAAAAUUAUAGUUUUAACCAUGUUUUGAGGCUAUACAGUGUUUGUUUACAAUUACAUUGUUUACAAACAAUGGAGUAAAACAAGCUUAUAUUUAGUGUUCUGAUGGGGUGUAUAGUUAAGUUGAACUAGCUCAUGAGGCAUUGAUAAGUUAUAUUCUUCAAUAAUCAUUGGGUCGAUAUCAUGAAUUGAAAAGUCCAAAAAUGGAUUUACCAAUUGCAGAUAGCCCCUUUUUAAUGUGUUUCUUUUUAGUGGUGCAUUUGAUACAAUUAUGUGAUCUUUCCAGCUUGUGCACUCUUUUGUACGGGACAUUCUUUCAAACAAGUGCAGACCAGCCUUUGCCAGAAAGGGAGUGGAAGCAAGGCUCCAGAUCUCUAGUCAUGUGACUGAUCCUUUCCUGUGGCGGGACACACCGCUGACUCCAGAAAUGUUCAUAUACCCCCCACCAUUCGGGUUCCGUGGCAUGCGUGGCAAACUGAAGGAUGUCCUCAACCUCCUCCCUGCUCCAUCAGAGCAGCUGAAGAAGGAGUGCAGACGCUGUGUGGUCAUGGGAAAUGGAGGAAUCCUCCGUGGCCUGGAGCUUGGCACCCUGCUUGACCAGUUUGAUGUUGUCAUUAGGUGAGAAUACAGUCCCGUGUAGCUCAGUUGGUAGAGCAUGGUGUUUGCAACGCCAGGGUUGUGGGUUCGUUUCCCACGGGGGAACCAGUAUGAAAAAAAUAUGUAUGCACUCACUAACUGUAAGUCGCUCUGGAUAAGAGCGUCUGCUAAAUGACUAAAAUGUAAAAUACCUGCUUUGUGCAACUGGAUUUUCAAAUGGCUCUUCUCUAGACCAGGCAGUGGAUUCACCUUUGACCAGCAAUGUUUUGUUAAUCAAGAUUAAGAUCACUUUAUUGGUCAAUUGCAUACAAGGUCUAACCAUCAUUUGACUUCUGCUUUUAACCCAACCCCUCCAUAAGACACACAUACAGUACACACACACAUACAGUUGAAGUCGGAAGUUUACAUACACUUAGGUUGGAGUCAUUAAAACUCGUUUUUCAACUACUCCACACAUUUCUUGUUAACAAACUAUAGUUUUGGCAAGUCGGUUAGGACAUUUACUUUGUGCAUGACACAAGUACAUUUUCCAACAAUUGUUUACAGACAGAUUAUUUCACUUAAAAUUCACUGUAUCACAAUUCCAGUGGGUCAGAAGUUUACAUACACUAAGUUGACUGUGCCUUUAAACAGCUUGGGAAAUUCCAGAAAAUGAUGUCAUGGCUUUAGAAGCUUCUGAUAGGCUAAUUGACAUCAUUUGAGUCAAUUGGAGGUGUACCUGUGGAUGUAUUUCAAGGCCUACCUUCAAACUCAGUGCCUCUUUGAUUGACAUCAUGGGAAAAUCAAAAGAAAUCAGCCAAGACCUCAAAAAAAUAAUUGUAGACCUCCACCAGUCUGGUUCAUCCUUGGGAGCAAUUUCCAAACGCCUGAAGGUACCACGUUCAUCUGUACAAACAAUAGUACGCAAGUAUAAACACCAUGGGACCACGCAGCCGUCAUCCUGCUAAGGAAGGAGACGCGUUCUGUCUCAUAGAGAUAAACGUACUUUGGUGCGAAAAGUGCAAAUCAAUCCCAGAACAACAGCAAAGGACCUUGUGAAGAUGCUGGAGGAAACAGGUACAAAAUGAUCUAUAUCCACAGUAAAACUAGUCCUAUAUCGACAUAACCUGAAAGGCCGCUCAGCAAGGAAGAAGCCACUGCUCCAAAACCGCCAUAAAAAAGCCAGACUACGGUUUGCAACUGCACAUGGGGACAAAGAUCGUACUUUUUGGAGAAAUGUCCUCUGGUCUGAUGAAACAAAAAUAGAACUGUUUGGCCAUAAUGACCAUCGUUAUGUUUGGAGGAAAAAGGGGAAAGCUUGCAAGCCGAAGAACACCAUCCCGACCGUGAAGCACGGGGGUGGCAGCAUCGUGCUGUGGGACUGUUCACUCUAUUAAAUGUAAAUGUAAAUGUGGGGUGCUUUGCUGCAGGAGGGACUGGUGCACUUAACAAAAUAGAUGGCAUCAUGAGGAAGGAAUAUUAUGUGUAUAUAUUGAAGCAACAUCUCAAGACAUCAGUCAGGAAGUUAAAGCUUGGUCGCAAAUGGGUCUUCCAAAUGGACAAUGACCCCAAGCAUACUUCCAAAGUUGUGGCAAAAUGGCUUAAGGACAACAAAGUCAAGGUAUUGGAGUGGCCAUCACAAAGCCCUGACCUCAAUCCUAUAUAAAAUGUGUGGGCAGAACUGAAAAAACAUGUGCGAGCAAGGAGGCCUACAAACCUGACUCAGUUACACCAGCUCUGUCAGAAGGAAUGGGCCAAAAUUCACCCAACUUAUUGUGGGGGGCUUGUGGAUGGCUACCUGAAACGUUUGACCCAAGUUAAACAACUUAAAGGCAAUGCUACCAAAUACUAAUUGAGUGUAUGUAAACUUCUGACCCACUGGGAAUGUGAUGAAAGAAAUAAAAGCUGAAAUAAAGUGGUGAUCCUAACUGACCUAAGACAGGGAAUUUUUACUAGGAAUAAAUGUCAGGAAUUGUGAAAAACAGAGUUUAAAUGUAUUUGGCUAAGGUGUAUGUAAACUUCCGACUUCAACUGUAUACAGGCUUUGGAGAGGUGCGGGGGGCUGCCACACUGGGCAACCGGGGAGCAGUUGUUGUGGGGGGUUAAGUUCUUUGCUCAAGGGCACAACGGCAGGCAAUGGCAUCUAGGAUUUGAUACCAGCAACCCUCAGGUUGCCAGCUCACUUCCCGGCAGAUUUUCCCCUUCUGACCCGGGAUUCGAACUGGAAACCCUCCGGUUGCUGGCUCGCUUCUCUAACCGUUAGGUUACCUGCCGCCCCCUGCCGCUUAUCAACACGAUGAGACUUUUCUGUGGAACAGAAGUCAUCACUAUAAUAAUAUCAUUUCUAAGUGAGAAGGGUAGAACUUCUAUAGUAUAUACUUGUAAGAGAUUGCUGAUUCAUCCAAAGAGUGAAUGAUUACAUGAGUGGACCUCUGUCACAAUGUUGACAUUCUGUUCACUGCUCCACAGGCUAAAUAGUGGUCCUUUGAGGAACUACAGUAAAGAUGUGGGGAACCGGACCUCCAUCCGGAUGAGCUACCCAGAGGGAAGCCCCAAGGUCUGGGAGGAUGUGGACCCUGAGCUGCAGUUUGUGGCGGUGGUCUACAAGGCUGUAGACUUCAAGUGGAUCAGAGCAAUGAUCAACAGACAAAGAGUUGUAAGUUGCAAAGCCCACCACCGGAAACAUUAACAAAAUAUGAAUUUAAAGACACAGAAUGAAAUCUGGUAAUGUUUAGGCCUAGUUGUUGAAUUUUUAAUAAGGAGCACAGACAUGGCUGAGCGAUUUGAAAUGCAAAUUCAGACCCUGCCUACUCCUUUACCUAACAUCAGAUUUGUUUUUAUUUCAGUCACUUUGGGACUGGCUGUUUUUCUGGCAGAAGGUGCCAGAGGAGAUUCCAGUAGACUUAUCAAAGUUCCGUAUGUUGAAUCUGGAGAUCAUCAGGCAGAUGGCGAUGGAUCUGUUGGCCUUCCCCUCCCCACAGUCACGCCUCUGGGGCUGGGACCAGGUCAGACAACCUUUCACCAGUUACACCAUUACACAGAAGACUUACAAAACAUUUUCAUACCCUAACUAACCUGAAAUAAAUGGAACAAAAUGAAAAGGCUUGACGUAUAGGCAUAAUGGGGCUGUUUUGGAAGAGGUCUCUACUAGUCGGAUAUUCUAUGCACAUAAUCAUCCCAGUUGGUAGAAUGUUUAUCUUGCCAGGGGAUGGCAGACUCUAUUGACUGUUCACAUUGUGGGCAUAAAAAAAUGUGUCUAUACCUUUUCUGUAAACUGAUUGCUGCUGGCUGCUAGCACAACAAUCUUUACCUGGAACACCUGUUUCUUUGGCCCAAGAGAAGACUGUGCCUGUUUUCAAAUACAUUUUGUAUUCACGGUUCUCUAUACCUUGUUGACAUUGUUUGCUCUCCUCUUUGUGCAGAACGUGCCCACCAUGGGCAUCUCAGCCCUCAACCUGGCCACCUACCUGUGUGACGAGGUCAGCCUAGCAGGCUUUGGCUACAACCUCAGCCAGAAGGAGAUGCCAUUGCAUUACUAUGACAAUAUACCCAUGACAGCUAUGCUGGAGCAGAACAUGCACAACGUGGCCCGUGAGAGGGCUCUCCUCCAGAGCCUGGUGAGGGAAGGGACUGUAUCAGACCUUACAGGGGGCCUUCACUGCACUUUCUGCCCCAGCUGAAAGAGACUGUUUGUGGCCUGCAGCGUAGCUAGCUGCACACCAACGAUCUACCUUCCCACUGGCUUAUCAUUCCAAUACUUUUCACCCUGAGAACAGCGUUCUGAUUUAAUUCCAUGGAAUUCAAAAAGUUGAUUGAGUCUAUGAAUCUGGGGACUUGACUGCAAACUCUAUGUCCUAGUGCAUGCCAGCAUGUUGAAUCUGCAUGGACUAGAUGUGUCCAACAUGAUGGGGAACAGUGAAGCUGUGCACUUCUGAAGCAGUACUAGUACAGCUUUUACAAAUCCCUCUGUAAUGAGAGUAUUAUCGCUGCUAAACUUAAAUAUGUUUUUUGUAUUUAUUAAGAGCUAAUUGAUCAUUACUAAUAAGAUCUUAGCAUAAAGUUAAUGCUAAAAAGUGUAAAAACAUUUCCAUAAAUAUUGUGAAGUAUGAAUUAACACUACCUUUGUUAUUUUUUUAUGGUUUCGAUUUUAAGUUGAAUGUACAGUUUGUCCACGAGAUGUCUGAACUUGGUUGUGUUUUUAAAUUUUUCUAAUGUAAUCAUUAGAUUCGUUUUUAUUAUAAUAAUCACUUUCACUGAUUCCUUCCAAACCACUCA
Coregonus sp. 'balchen' is the source of this 5821-nucleotide messenger RNA. The record is from the annotation of a GenBank genome assembly. NCBI's taxonomy places the organism in Eukaryota, Metazoa, Chordata, Actinopteri, Salmoniformes, Salmonidae.